ACCAGAUAUAAUUUACAUGUUGCCAUUUCAUAUAAAAUUUCUAUAUUGUCACAAUUAAUACAAUUAAUAUUUUUUAUUACUGCACCAAGCCCGGAAAGAUAGGCUGGAGUCGGAUUGCGGCUUCUGUGGUUUGCUCCCGGGGCCUGGACUUUUGGAACGUCUCUCUGGACAGACUGCAGAACGAGGCAGCUCCUGAUCAGGCCAGCUUCCGGGCAGCUGGACGGUGCGGCCGGGAGAGCUGGAGUCAGGAGGACCCCAGUUCAACUUCGGCCUCCGACACGUGUUGUUGUGGGACUUAAUUGCCUCGCCGAAUUGGACGUGACUACGUAAUGACAUCAGAGAUGCUCUGGAUUUGGAGGAACCGGUUCUAGGUUCUCACAUUCUGGCUGUCUGUAAAUGGCCUUCCAGUCCUACUUGUGAUGAUAGCAUUCCUCCUCUGAUACUGGCUGGCCUAGGUUCAUUCGUGAGGUCCCACGUGCCAAUGAUUUUCUGAGCUCCUUCUUGCCCCCACCUCCCUCCACUGCUCCAGAUUCUUUUAUAUUUGCCCUAAUCUAAAAUGGCCACCGUCCCGGCUUCAGAGCAGUGAGCCAGAAUGAACAAAGCAAGAGAGGCUCGUGCCCAAAACCAAGAUGGCUUCCCAUGCCCCCUUCUUCCGCCUCAACCCGACGGAGACAUGGGGGGUUUUCUAGUAUCCUCGCCGCUCAUCUCUAUGCCCAAUUCCGUGCCCUUCUAGCCGCCGCUCUCUCAUUAGGCCUCCGGGCGGCGGGGGCCCAAUCGCAAGAGGUGUUUUCAGGAUUGGCCCCGCCCCUCAUCGGAUCAGCUGAUGGGUUUGGCGAUGCCUGUUGACAGCGGAGGUGGGCAGAGCCCAGGGCAGCCGAAGUACAGGCACGGCAGCCCAGGCCCGAGCAGGAGCACAGCCUCGGGGGCCUCGGGCUCGAGCCAGAGGCGCAGGCGCGGUGCCCAGCGCAGGCGCAGACACAGUUGCCGACCCCGACGCAGCCUCGCUGGACCGAGGCCGGGCUCGGCCCGGGGCGAGCUUGUGAGCCGCAGCGAGACGGAAGAAGGAAGAGCCCCGAGGCUGGAGGAGCAGAGGCCGAGCCGGGCCCGGUCCCGGAGCUGAGGGAGGGAGCCGGGGUGGACCCCGGGCAGGCAGCUAGGGGGCGCCUCCCUCUUCGGGGCCGGGCGGGGCCGAUGUGAGUCCUGAUGGAGCAGCCCUGGGGGAGGCUGAUACGCCUGGGUGCCGCCGAGGGCGAGCCCCCCGUGCUGCUGCGGAGGAAGGAGUGCACCAUCGGGCGCAGGAAAGGUUGUGACCUUUCGUUCCCUGGCAACAAAUUGGUGUCUGGAGAUCAUUGUAAAAUAGUGGUGGAUGAAGAAUCUGGUCAGGUCUCUCUAGAGGAUACCAGCACUAAUGGAACAGUAAUUAAUAAAGUGAGGAUAGUGAAGAAGCAGUCAUAUGCUUUACAGACUGGGGAUGUCAUCUACGUGGUUUACAGGAAGAACGAGCCAGAGCAAAAUGUUGCAUAUCUCUAUGAAUCUUUGAAAUCAAAGCCAGGCAUAUCCCCAGAACUCAUUGAGGCUACUGGAGGAAAUGUGUGCAACGUGACCAAAGAUACCUCAGGUUCAGAAGGAAGCGAUGAUACCCAGGUCAUGCCAUCCUUGCCUAAUGAUCAGUCUUGCUUUGAGGAACCACAGCCAUCUACAUCCACAUCAGACCUCUUUAAUACGUCCUCUACCUCUCUCCUGGAGUCUGCUACUGCUGAGCGGGAGCAUCCCUCUAGACCUGGCGGAUCCAGGUGUGUAAGCACAUCAUCACCUGAAGAUCAGUAUCAAUUUGCCACAUGUGAUGAUACUUCCAGCUUCUUAUCAGCUCCUCUGGACAAAGAGGGAACCUCAGCUUUCCUAUCCAAAUCUCAGGACUGGGAAGACUUGGGGCCUGCUAAAAAGAAAAUUAAAGGAGAUGGGCACACGAAUCUGAGUCUGCAGUUGUCUGUUGCAGACCAGCGUAAAAACAGCAGGGCCUUUCCUGAAGAAGUGAAAGCAGAAAAUAUGAAACCAGACAAAAUGGAAGAAACUCUCACUUGCAUUAUUUGUCAGGAGUUACUGCACGACUGUGUGAGUCUGCAGCCCUGCAUGCACACCUUCUGUGCCGCUUGCUAUUCAGGUUGGAUGGAGCGAUCCUCCCUCUGUCCCACAUGCCGGUGUCCGGUCGAACGUAUAUGCAAAAACCACAUCCUGAACAACCUGGUUGAGGCCUACCUUAUCCAGCACCCAGAUAAGUGCCGUAAUGAAGAGGAUGUGCGCAAUAUGGAUGCCAGGAAUAAAAUCACACAGGACAUGCUGCAGCCAAAAGUCAGAAGGUCCUUCUCUGAUGAGGAGGGAAGUUCCGAGGACCUGUUGGAACUGUCUGACGUGGACAGCGAAUCUUCAGAUAUCAGCCAGCCAUAUGUGGUGUGCCGACAGUGCCCCGGUUAUCGCAGGCAGGCUGUGCCGCCUGCCCCCUGCCUGCUGCCUGAGAGAGAUGGAGGUGCCUUCGAGGCCCCUGCAGAUGCCCCCUCCACUUCUGCCAGCUUUCCUGCAGCCACCCAGGACUAUGUGUGUCCUUCACAAGGAAGUCACGCCAUAUGCACCUGCUGUUUCCAGCCCAUGCCAGACCGUCGAGCUGAGCGGGAGCAGAACCCGCACGUCGUUGCCCCCCAGCAGUGCGCCGUGUGCUCACAGCCCUUCUGCCACCUGUAUUGGGGCUGUACCCGGACAGGCUGCUCGGGCUGCCUGGCACCAUUCUGCGAGAUAAAUCUUGGUGAAAAAUGUUUAGAUGGUGUACUAAACAACAACAACUACGAAUCAGAUAUUCUAAAGGCUUACCUAACAUCCCGGAACUUGACAUGGAAAAAUGUGUUAAAUGAAAGUUUGCUGGCUCUUCAGAGGGGACUGUUUCUCUUGUCAGAUUACCGAAUUACUGGAAAUACUGUGCUUUGUUACUGCUGUGGCCUACGCAACUUUCGAGAGUUGACAUACCAGUACAGACAAAACAUCCCUGCUUCAGAAUUACCAGGGACUGUAACAUCUCGUCCUGAUUGCUACUGGGGGCGCAACUGCCGGACUCAGGUUAAAGCUCACCAUGCCAUGAAAUUCAAUCAUAUUUGUGAACAAACACGCUUCAAGAACUAAGCCUGGAAGUACUGAUAGUCUUGGAUAUUUAUAUGUAAAAACAAAAAAAAGUUUCAAGACCUCAAUUACAGAACAUAAAUGUUUUCAGGGCAUUUUAAAGUUCCCUCUUGGAGGGGAGUUGGCUAUCUCUGCAUCAGGUACUGGUGUGAUUUUUUUUUAUUUUGUAGAGCUUUAUACUUGAGUAAGACCUUUUUUAAGUAACCUGAAGAGCAUUUCAUGGUGCCCAUCAGGCACACCAUUGUGUCAGCAGCAACAGCGGACUGGAAGACACACUCAGGACAGGCAGGAAUGGCACCGAUGGUCAUGAGAUGUCCUGAAGCUGAAGUGUUUGUUGUGUAGGAUUGUCAAAGGAAAAAAUUCAGCACCAACCACUCCACUUCCCACCCCCAUCUCUACAGAUGAGAGCCUCAUUUUGUUUCUUCUACCUUCACCAAAAUGGUUGUUAGAUCAGGAAUUCCUUUUUACCAAGAAUUUUGUAUGGCAAAAAAAAAAAAAAAAAGACAAAAAUGUAUCAAAUACACUGUUUCCUUGUUGCUUAAGAAAAAGCAGCAAAUGUUUACAGCCCAUAGGGCAUGCCUAGUGCUUUGCUGUAGGAAAAACAGUUUGACUCAUGUACAUGUGUGCGCGUGGGUGUGUGUGUUUUAGGGUUAGUCAGUCUGGUGUUUUUCAUUUCUUAUUAGAAUGAAACCUCACAAGCAGCACAAAUAAUAUAAUGUAUCAUUUAUAAGCCAGUUAGGAGUUGGGAGACUGUCCUGUGUAUAGGAAAUGCUAUGUGUGUCUUGUAGAUCUUCACAAUCACAUGAAAGACCCAAACACUGUCACUGGCAUAGAUUCCCUCAUUAAUGGGCUGUGAUUGGCACAUGUCCCCUAGCAUUCCAGGGAGGGACCAUUUGGUAGCACAUAGCUGCACUAAUUAUGCCACAAGAGAUGGCCUUCCACAUUGUUUAGGUUUAUCUGAUAACCAAAAACAAGAAUCCUAACAUUUUCAGAAAUAUUUCUUUUAAUUGGGCAUCAGAGGUGGGUAUUUCCUCAGCUCUCUCUUUGGAACUGACUUGAACAAUUAGUUAUGUCAGGCAUUGGGCCCUAUCCUGGGGGCACAGACAAAAACUGUUAAUGUCUCCUGUUGUAUAGGUAGCCUCUGAACAUAGCUCCCUAGAGAGAGAGAGAGAGGUGAGAAGGUAAUCAAUUCCAGGAGUCCUCAGUCAUAGGAUUUAAUUUUGCCAGCUGGAUAGCUUGAAUUUGCUUGGACUCCCCAGGAAAUAAACCAAACCAAAUAAUCUUUAUAGUUCUGCAUUUUAAUUAUGCUUCAUGUUUAUAGCCAAAUUGAAACUUAAUGAAAAAAGACACAGGAGAUACUGCUCCCAGUCAGAUCUUAGAGAACGAGGGGAAAGGACAGGUUCUCAUUCUAGUCUGCUGCUUCUUACCAUCCUGGUUUGGGUAUUCCCUUGUUCCACUUUACGCACUGACUGUAGAGCGCAAUCCCAGAGACAGUGGUUUUGGUCUUCAUGCUGGACUGUGUCCAAGUCAUUAUCCCCCUUUUCAGAAAUCCCACACAGUGUCUUAUGUGUGAGUGUGCAGAUUGACAGCUUCCUCCAUAUCCCAGCAAACAGCAAUCUUAUAGCAGCCUUUGUUUCCUACUUGCCCUGGUAUCUUUUCCUGCAUUAGAAUUAAAAUUUUAUCUGGAAUAAUACUUGAA
Molecule: messenger RNA, 4864 nt
Organism: Antechinus flavipes (yellow-footed antechinus)
Lineage: Eukaryota; Metazoa; Chordata; Mammalia; Dasyuromorphia; Dasyuridae
Gene: CHFR
Product: checkpoint with forkhead and ring finger domains
Exons: 17
Coding region: 1204-3168 (654 amino acids)
Biological process (GO): mitotic cell cycle checkpoint signaling; ubiquitin-dependent protein catabolic process; protein ubiquitination
Cellular component (GO): nucleus
Molecular function (GO): ubiquitin-protein transferase activity; protein binding
Source: RefSeq, a predicted model, not a curated record